CUCUCCACGAGCUCCAGCAUCGCCGGGUUGAUUCCUCGGCAACUCGACGUCGGCGAGUACAGGUACAUGUUCGAGCAUGGAGGACAGCAAUGCGUUGAUUUUGCCGUGCAAGAGGAAGAACAAGGCUCAAGGGAAAGCCAAGGAUGGUAAGAAAAUCAAGGAAGACCCGAAAAUGAGUAAGACUAAGCUAAAAAAGUUGCAGAAAUUGGAGGAGGAAAAGCAAAAGAAGCUGCUGCAAGCUAAAAGCAUUGAGAUUUUACGGAAGCACAAGAUUUCAGAUGAUGCAUAUUCUCUGCUGCAUGCUUCGGGGAGUAUUGGACAAGCUGAGACUUUGAAAGAAAGACGUAGGCGUGCCGUGCAGUUCUCCAAGGCUGGUUUCGAUGUCCCUGAAGAACUCUCUCUAUUCAAGAAAGACGGCGAUAAAAUAGUUCCUGAAAACAGUGAGUCCUCAGAGGAAAUUUCCCCGCAGAAGUUUGUUGAUUCAGCAAAAAGUGAGGAUACUCUCAGGCAGUGUAAAAAUGACAUAAAUAGUGAUGCAACGAAUCCUGUGAAAUGCAAACUGAUUACGGAUGUUGGACUGAGCAAUCAAGAACCAAAAACUGAAGUUGCUGAUGAUGUUCCGAACAUGUUGGCAAAUCAGAUAAUUCAAUCAUCUAUUCCAAGUUAUUCUGGUAAAGAGAUAGAUGUGCAGGAUAAAGAGCCAGGACAUGAAGAGUGUAUUGUACAAGAGUGCUUCAAUCCUCCAAUUGUUGUACCUGUGUCAAGGCCACAUGACGUUGAGAAAACAAGGAGGGAUCUCCCAAUAAUAAUGAUGGAGCAGGAAAUGAUGGAAGCUAUCUAUGAAAAUUCUGUGGUAAUUUUAUGUGGAGAAACAGGCUGUGGUAAAACUACUCAAGUUCCACAGUUCUUGUAUGAAGCUGGCUUUGGCACAAGUAAUCGGGCUGACAGAAAAGGAAUAAUUGGUAUCACUCAACCACGACGUGUAGCUGUACUUGCCACAGCUAGGAGGGUGUCCUAUGAGCUAGGUCUUAAGCUAGGAAAGGAGGUCGGUUUUCAGGUUAGGCAUGAUAAAAUGGUAGGAAGUAAAUGCUCGAUCAAGUUUAUGACGGACGGCAUUUUGCUUCGAGAGGUCCAGAGUGACUUUCUGCUGAAGCGCUAUUCUGUAAUCAUCUUGGAUGAGGCGCAUGAAAGGAGCUUGAACACAGAUAUACUUAUUGGGAUGCUAUCCAGAAUUAUAAAGAUCCGCAAGUCUUUGUACAUAGAGCAACAGGAAAAAAUACAUUGUGGUUUGAGCAUUGAUCCAGAAGAAAAGAUUAGUCAGUUGAAAGUGGUGCUAAUGAGUGCUACCUUGCAAUUGAAGGACUUUAUUUCAAACAGAAGAUUGUUUGAUGUGAUCCCACCAGCUAUAAAGGUACCUGUACGGCAAUUCCCAGUAACAGUUCACUUCUCAAAGAGUACACAUGACGAUUAUUUAGGGCAAGCUUAUAAAAAGGUUAUGUCCAUCCACAAGAGACUUCCACCAGGUGGAAUUCUUGUGUUUGUUACUGGGCAACGAGAAGUCGAUUACUUGUGUAAGAAAUUGCAAAGAGCAUCCAAGCAGCAAACUGACAAGAAGACUGAAAAUGUUGAGGGAGAUGGGAAUGGUUUGAGCCCAGAAGUAGACGAGAGGGAGAUCAGUGAAGCAUAUGAUAUUGAUAUAGAUGAGUCUGAUCACCAAGAUGACAUGUUUUGCUCAUACGAUGAAGAUGAGAGUAAUGCUGGGCCAAGUGUAGAUUCUUCUGAUAUUGAAAUGGAACCUGAGAUGGAUACCGACAGUGAGGAUGAUGAUUCUGUUUCUUAUGAGACCACAGAAGAGGAUGGGCCAGUAUUAGCAUUUUUGAAAGGUGCUGAGGGUUCAUCUGUAUUGAAGGCAUCAUUUAAGGCUAUAUCAAGAGUGUCAGGAGAACCAGAAAGCAUCGAUAUACCAAGUGAUUCUGCAAUUUUAGAAGAGUCAAUUCAUGCUCCUUUUAGUAAAUGCACAGAACCUAGGCCUGUUUCACUUGGUAAACUUCGUGUGUUACCACUUUAUGCAAUGUUACCAGCUUCACAGCAGCUUCGAGUGUUUCAGGAUAUUCCUGACGGUGAAAGAUUAGUUGUUGUUGCAACAAAUGUUGCAGAAACCUCUUUAACAAUUCCUGGCAUAAAAUAUGUAGUUGAUACUGGGAAACAAAAAGUUAAGAACUACAACCAUGCUACUGGGAUGGCAACUUAUGAAAUCCAGUGGAUAAGCAAGGCAUCUGCAUCCCAGCGUUCUGGGAGAGCUGGAAGAACAGGGCCUGGGCACUGUUAUCGUCUCUACUCGGCUGCAGCAUAUGGUAAAGAUGAAUUAUUUCCUGAGUUCUCUGAGCCUGAGAUUAAGAAAAUUCCAGUCGAUGGUGUUGUGCUUAUGCUCAAGUUUAUGGAUAUUAAUAAGGUGGCAAACUUUCCUUUCCCUACACCUCCUGACAAGGAAAGUUUGGUUGAAGCUGAGCGUUGCUUGGAAGUAUUGGAAGCGCUUGAUAGCAAGGGCACACUUACACCAAUGGGGAGGGCUAUGGCACAAUACCCCAUGAGCCCACGACAUUCUCGCCUUCUUCUGACCAUAAUUAAAAUUUUGAAAAGUCAGCAAGGCUUUUCCAGAUCUAAUUUCAUAUUGGGAUAUGCAGCAGCUGCUGCAUCUGCUUUGAGUUUUACAAAUCCUUUUCUCAUGCAGAAUGAAUUUAGUGGUGAAUCAAAAGAUAACCCUGAAUCCGAAGAUAAGGAUCAACAGGAAAGGAAGAGACAGAAGAAGCUCAAAGCAAUGGUUAGAGAGGCCCAUGCAAAAUUUUCCAAUCCUAGCAGUGAUGCUUUAACCAUUUCCCGUGCCUUGCAGUUGUUUGAAUUGUCAGAAAGCCCAGUGGAAUUUUGCAGAGUCAACUCACUUCAUCUCAAAACAAUGGAAGAAAUGUCAAAAUUGAGGAAGCAACUUCUUCGAUUAAUAUUUCACCAUAGCAAAUCUUGUGAAGAAUUUUCUUGGAAACUUGGGGGUUUUGAAGAUGUAGAAGAGGCCUGGAGGUAUGAGUCUGAUAAAAAACCAAUGCAAUUGAAUGAAGAGGAGCUUCUAGGACAAGGAAUAUGUGCUGGGUGGGCUGAUAGGGUUGCAAAGAGGAUUCGUGCCUUUUCUGGAUCAUCUAAAGAUGAUAGAAAGGUUCGGGCUGUUCAUUAUCAGUCUUGUGCUCUCAAUGAUACAGUAUAUCUACACCGAUCAUCUUAUGUUGCCCAAAUCGCACCAGAAUUUGUAGUUUACUCGGAACUAGUUCAUACAAAGAGAUCAUACAUGCAUGGUGUAACCGGUGUCAAGCCAGGAUGGAUUUUGAAAUAUGCUAGUUCUCUUUGUACCUUCUCUGCACCAUUGGAAGAUCCAAAACCUUAUUACGAUCCUCAAAAGGAUCAAGUCUACUGUUACGUUAGCCCCAUCUUUUCUCGACAUAAUUGGCAGCUUCCGUUGCAUAGUCUACCUAUAAAAGAUGACACCAGUCGAUUGCAGGUAUUUGCAUGUGCUUUGCUUAAAGGAGAUGUCUUGCCAUGUCUUAAGGUCAUUCAGAAGUUCCUGGCACUGUCACCAUCUGUUCUCCUGGGACCUGUUAGCCAAAGAAGAGUUGGGGAUCUUCUUAACAGGAUGAAGAUAGGUUCAAAGUUAAUAGAUAGCCGGACAGCACUAAGAGAUAAGUGGAAAGUUAAUCCAGAUUUUCUUUAUCCUGAGAUCAAAGCGUGGUUUCAGGAUAAAUUUCAUGGCCAGUUUGGAGCAAUAUGGGAACAAAUGCAUCAAGAAGUUGUUCUUGAGGGCGAUGAACUUUUUCCAAAGAGGUACAAGAAAGUUAAAGCUAAUCAAUUCUAGCAGAUUACAGCGCUAUUGCUUGACAGAAACUUCUUACUGGUGGAGACAUCUUUGACAGCAUCCACAGGGCCAAUUAUAAGCUGAGAACUGCAGUGCCCAAAUCCUGGAAGCCUGAGAAAUAGAUAAUGGCUUGCCAAGUUCCGCCUGUUGAUGUGCAGUGCGGGCAUGCCAUUGGCUAUUGCAGCCAUGGAACUGACCACUAAUAUUUUAGUCACGGAAACAAAGAAACGGAGAUAGCAUGCAAUCUUUGAUAGAUAGGGCAAUGGAAGGAUAUUGUGCCAUUCGUUGGCUGGGUAGUUUAUCUCUUAUGCAAUCCUCCUUUUACAGUGUAAUUGUUCAUAUCCUCACCAUAUGAACAAAAAAAUGUUCCUCUGAGGAGCAUGCAGUUGAGUUGUACGCGUAGCAAUUUUCAACAAAAAAUUAUUUUUUUGAGGAGCAUGCAGUUGCAGAUAUGGAUGCUAGUAACCACAGUGCAACUGUUCUACUUGUAUUUUUGUAAGCUACUGUGAGGAUGUUAAUGAAAUUCACUCCGUU
Messenger RNA from Oryza brachyantha (malo sina), 4429 nucleotides. RefSeq names its product ATP-dependent RNA helicase DEAH13. The record is from RefSeq and is a predicted model, not a curated record. Bases 77 to 3895 code for a protein of 1272 amino acids. Gene Ontology annotation, cellular component: nucleolus; intracellular anatomical structure. Gene Ontology annotation, molecular function: ATP binding; RNA binding. The transcript is spliced from 12 exons. Gene Ontology annotation, biological process: maturation of SSU-rRNA from tricistronic rRNA transcript (SSU-rRNA, 5.8S rRNA, LSU-rRNA). Lineage: Eukaryota; Viridiplantae; Streptophyta; Magnoliopsida; Poales; Poaceae.